Messenger RNA from Branchiostoma belcheri (Belcher's lancelet), 783 nucleotides. RefSeq names its product methyltransferase-like protein 23. Gene Ontology annotation, cellular component: nucleus; cytoplasm. The record is from RefSeq and is a predicted model, not a curated record. The transcript is spliced from 5 exons. The coding region runs from base 61 to 717 and encodes 218 amino acids. Lineage: Eukaryota; Metazoa; Chordata; Leptocardii; Amphioxiformes; Branchiostomatidae.
GUUCCUACAUGUACGUGCGGAUCACCUACAACUAUAGCGUAGUUUCUGCCCUCGUAUAGCAUGCAGUGCAGUUUUAAAACGUUCAGGUUUGAAGGAAAGGAUGAUGGAGAACCCGUGGAAGUAAAAACGCCAGAGGUGCUAGACCCCAGCUAUGGUAUGUACACCUGGCCCUGUGCUGCCGUGCUGGCACAGUUCGUCUGGCACAACCGUUCACAGGUGGCGGGCAAACAUGUUCUGGAGCUUGGUGCUGGCACCAGCCUUCCCGGAAUCCUAGCGGCCAAAUGUGGGGCUACUGUUACCCUGACGGACAGCUGCCACCUGCCUCGCUGCCUAGAAAACUGCAGAAGGAGCUGUGAGGUCAACAACAUGUCAGAGGUCAAGGUGCUUGGUGUGACCUGGGGUCAAGUGUCACCAGCUAUGUUGACCCUGCCACCUGUGGAUGUGAUCCUGGGGUCUGACUGUUUCUAUGAUCCAAAAGAUUUUGAGGAUGUGCUGGCCACAGUGUACUACUUCCUACAGAAGAACCCACAAGCCAAGUUCUGGACAACUUACCAGGAAAGAAGCUCUGAUUGGUCGAUUGAGGCCCUCCUGAAGAGGUGGAAACUGACAUGUGUGCACUUCCCACUUGCCUUAUUUGGAGCCGACAGCCCGUCGCUAGGCGGGUCAGAUCUGCCCAGCAACCACUCCAUACAGAUGCUACAGAUUACAGCCAGAUGACAGAAGACACUUUCAAGACGACUGAUUAAACGUUAUUAUAAAUCUAUUAAGAAAACUUUAUCAUUU